AUGAUUCUUUUCAGAAAGCUGGAAGAUCGUGGCUUUGCAGAGAGUUUGGCUAGCGUGGUUGCAGCGUGGAUGAUGCUUGAGGUGGUUGCCCUCAAAAUGGUCCGUUCCUUUCUCAGGAACUUGCCGGCGCUGCCGUCUUUACGCGAGGAGAUCACACGCGACGGUCUGAUGCUGCUUGGCUUGCCUCCUCCUCCACCUCUGCCAGAGGACGUCGAGGACGAAGUCGAGGGGGGCUUCUUGCCCUCUGCCCCCUCUUCGUCCCGUGAGAUGACAGGCGACUCAAGUUUCCUUCGCCUCUUCAAUAUCGGCGCCCGUUGGUCCGCGGGGGUCAGUGGGGCACGCUUAGUGGUGCUGGUGGUGGUUGUGGAAGAUGGUACUAAGAAUGCAAGAAAACAAUCCAAUGAACUCAGAUGUGCCGAGGGGAGGUGA
Messenger RNA from Dibothriocephalus latus, 429 nucleotides. The record is from the annotation of a GenBank genome assembly. Lineage: Eukaryota; Metazoa; Platyhelminthes; Cestoda; Diphyllobothriidea; Diphyllobothriidae.